This is a messenger RNA of Dipodomys ordii (Ord's kangaroo rat), 2184 nucleotides long. It is a transcript of the gene Snx8, whose product is annotated as sorting nexin 8. NCBI's taxonomy places the organism in Eukaryota, Metazoa, Chordata, Mammalia, Rodentia, Heteromyidae. Gene Ontology annotation, molecular function: phosphatidylinositol binding. The record is from RefSeq and is a predicted model, not a curated record. The coding region runs from base 1 to 1380 and encodes 459 amino acids. The transcript is spliced from 11 exons. Gene Ontology annotation, biological process: retrograde transport, endosome to Golgi.
AUGACUGGCCGUGCGAUGGACCCGCUGCCCGCCGCGGCAGUCCCGGCGGCGGCUGAGGUGGAGGCUGACGAGGAGGCGGAUCCCCCAGCGACAGGCCUGCCAAUGCCCCAGGACAUUGAGCACAGGCUCUCCGAUUCCAGUCGAAUGCAGCGGCCCCAGGGGAACCCGCUGCUGCUGUCCUACAGCCUGCAGGAGCUGCUGGCCCGUGAUACUGUGCAGGUGGAGCUCAUCCCCGAGAAGAAGGGCCUCUUCCUCAAGCAUGUGGAGUAUGAGGUUUCCAGCCAGCGCUUCAAGUCCUCUGUGUAUAGACGUUACAAUGACUUCGUGGUGUUCCAUGAAAUGCUGCUCCACAAGUUCCCAUACCGCAUGGUGCCAGCCCUUCCACCCAAGAGAAUGCUGGGAGCGGACAGGGAGUUCAUCGAGGGCCGGAGGAGGGCCCUGAAGCGCUUCAUUAACCUGGUGGCCCGGCAUCCUCCGUUCUCCGACGAUGUCAUCCUCAAGCUCUUCCUCUCAUUUAGUGGCUCGGAUGUGCAGAACAAGUUGAAAGAAGCAGCCCAGUGCGUUGGAGAUGAAUUCAUGAACUGUAAGCUGGCUGCUAGGGCCAAGGACUUCCUCCCAGCUGACAUCCAGACUCAGUUUGCCAUGAGCCGGGAGCUGAUUCGAAACAUCUACAACAGCUUCUACAAGCUGCGCGACAGGGCGGAGCGGAUGGCAUCCCGGGCCAUUGACAAUGCCUCUGAUCUUCUCAUAUUCGGGAAGGAGCUCAGUGCUUUAGGGUCUGACACUACCCCGCUGCCCUCGUGGGCCGCCCUGCACCUCAGCACAUGGGGCUCCCUGAAGCAGGCGCUCAAGGGCCUGUCUGUGGAGUUUGCACUGCUGGCUGACAAGGCCGCACAGCAGGGCAAACAGGAAGAGAAUGAUGUGGUGGAGAAGCUGAACCUUUUCCUGGACCUACUUCAGUCCUACAAAGACCUGUGCGAGCGUCACGAGAAGGGCGUACUGCACAAACAUCAGCGUGCCCUGCACAAGUAUGGCCUGAUGAAGAGGCAGAUGAUGAGUGCAGCACAUGGCCGUGAGCCUGAGACUGUGGAGCAGCUGGAGUCCCGCAUUGUGGAGCAGGAGAACGUGAUCCAGACCAUGGAGCUGCGGAACUACUUCUCCCUGUACUGCCUGCACCAGGAGACGCAGCUGGUCCACGUCUACCUGCCCCUCACCUCCCACAUCCUUGGGGCCUUCGUGAACUCACAGAUCCAGGGCCAUAAGGAGAUGAGCAAAGUGUGGAACGACCUGAAGCCCAAGCUCAGCUGCCUCUUUGCUGGGCCUCAUGGCACCCUGACGCCGCCAGGGUCCCCACAGGAGGAUGGAGUAUGUCCCCACUAGUGCCUGAGGCCUCAGAGCUCCCUGUGGCCUCACUAAACCCUCUUUGCCAAUGCUGUGGGAUGGCUGAGUCACUUCCGAUAGCAGCUGGGCCUCUGAUGGGACCCAAGCAGAGGCUCUCCUUUUCCACCCUCCCACUGUGUCCCCUGGGCCUCUUGGUGGUCUUUGUUCCUUCUACCUGGCAGGAGGCCUGCUGGCCCCAUUGUGAGAAGUAGGACACUCUGGGAUGCACAUGGGUCAUUGCCAUACAGCCUAGGGCAGCGUACAAGGGUCCCUGGGUCCCAGACUAGUACAGAGGGCUGGACUGGAGGGUCAGUCAGCAGUGGGAGAGAGAGGGGACAGUGCCAUCGGGUGGGGAGAUGGCAGUCUCAGGGUGAGAGGUCUGGCUGUGGGUCGGGACCUGCAGACACUCUGGGUGUAGGGUUGCUGCUGCAGUGCUGAAGGCCACGGUCACGGUGGUGAAUGGGUUACACUGCUAUGAGCACCACUGGGCUCAACUGACCUUUAGAUCAUUUCUUCUUUUUGGGCAGCUGCACUCCUUCUCCUGGGCUCCCUCCCACCUGCCCUCAGCUCUAGGGGAAGGGGAGGGAGGGCUGCAGGCAUUGCCACCAGGGACUCUUUGUGGGGACCACACAGCUUCCUAGGCCCAGGAGAGUGCUGGAGGCCCUGCUGGGCAGGGAAAGCAGAAAGCACUCUGAGGAUGUGGGCCUCCAUCUUCUCCCUGAAUGGCGGAGGCCUCCUUGGCCCUCUGAAGACAACCUUCCCUCAUGGAAGACAGUUCCUGAUCACUAUGUGGAACUGUACCAU